GGGCAGAGUGGAAUCAGUGUACUGCAGGAGCAUGAGAUUACUGCUUUCUGCUUUCUGGCUCGUGCUGGGAUGGUGCCUGGCUGGAGCCCUGGAGAGUGGGAUGCUCUACCCCCGGGAGUCCUCUUCCAGGGAGCUGAAGGAUCUCAGCGGCCUCUGGAGCUUCAGGGCAGACUGGUCAGAGCAAAGGGAUGCAGGAUUUGUGGAGCAGUGGUACAAACGGCCACUCCAGCAGACAGGGCCAGUAAUGGACAUGCCAGUCCCCGCCAGCUUCAAUGAAAUAACUCAAGAUCCAAAGUUGCGGAGAUAUGUCGGCUGGGUGUGGUAUGAGAAGGAGGUGCUUCCACCGGACCGCUGGCUCUUGAGAGAUCCUGGGACUCGUAUUGUGCUCCGAAUUGGCAGUGCACACUAUUACUCCAUUGUGUGGGUGAAUGGGGUGCAAGUCACUGAGCAUGAAGGAGGACACCUCCCCUUCGAAGUGGAGAUCAGUGAAAUCCUGCAUAGGAGUCCCAGAGAACCCUGCCGCAUCACCAUUGCGAUCAAUAAUACCCUGACACCACACACACUGCCUCCAGGAACAAUUCAGUAUUUGAAAGAUGAGUCCAUGUAUCCAAAGGGCUACUUUGUUCAAAACACAAGAUUUGAUUUCUUCAACUAUGCUGGAAUUCACCGCCCGGUCUUGUUCUAUACCACACCCUUGGCCUACAUUGACGAUAUCACAGUAACCACAGCCUUGAAGGGAAACGUGGGCCUGGUUCAUUAUUUGGUGUCUGUACAAGGAAGCUCAGACUACAACUUAUCCCUGACUUUGUAUGACAGUGACCAUUUUGCUGUAGCAACAGGAAAUGGGUUGGCUGGUGAACUGAAAGUGCUGGAUCCUGUUCUCUGGUGGCCGUACUUGAUGAAUGAACGUCCUGGGUACCUCUACUCCUUGAAGGUCACACUCUCUGCUGUUGUGGAUGGCUCCAUCUCUGAAGACAUCUACGUGCAACCAGUUGGCAUCCGUACCAUCUUCGUUGCUCGCAACCAGUUCCUCAUUAAUGGGAAACCAUUCUAUUUUCACGGGGUCAACAAACAUGAAGAUGCUGAUAUCCGUGGCAAAGGUCUAGACUGGCCUCUGAUCAUGAAGGAUUUCAACCUUUUGCGCUGGCUAGGGGCCAAUUCUUUCCGCACCAGCCAUUAUCCGUAUGCUGAGGAGAUCAUGGAGCUUUGCGAUGCUUAUGGCAUCGUCGUGAUUGAUGAGGGCCCAGCAGUGGGCAUGCGUGACAGUCUGAACUUUGGGAACCAGUCUCUCCAACACCACCUCGUCGUGAUGGAGGAGCUGAUCCGGCGGGACAAAAACCGACCCUCGGUUGUGAUGUGGUCAGUUGCCAAUGAACCAGCCUCAGAGCUGCCUCUGGCUGGUUACUACUUCAAGACAGUGAUAGCCCACACCAAAGCUUUGGACCCCACCCGGCCUGUCACGUUGGUCUCGAAUGCUAAUUACCUCCGAGAUCAGGGGGCACCUUAUGUGGAUGUCAUCUGUGUGAAUAGCUACUACUCCUGGUACCAUGAUUCAGGACAUCUGGAAGUGAUCGGGCUGCAGCUGAACACAGAGUUUGAGAACUGGUAUACUACCCAUCAGAAGCCCAUCAUUCAGAGUGAAUAUGGAGCAGACACCAUCAGUGGCUUUCAUGCUGACCCCCCUCUCAUGUUCUCUGAGGAAUACCAGGCAGCUGUACUCAAAGGCUAUCAUGCCGUCUUAGACCGAAAGAGGAAGGAGUAUGUGAUCGGAGAGCUCAUCUGGAAUUUUGCCGAUUUUAUGACAGAACAAGGGGUGACACGCGUCAUGGGUAACAAGAAAGGGAUUUUCACCCGCCAACGGCAACCCAAAGCAGCUGCCUUCCUUCUGAAAGAAAGAUACUGGAAGCUUGCCAAUGAAUCCAGAUCUCUGAUGCCACCCACCCCAUGCAGUGUGUGCUUGCCCUAAGCGCACUUCUCCAAGUUUGCUUAACGCAGUACCUUUUAAGGUACUGCAAGAGGUUCCAGCACAGAUGUGCUAUCGAAGGAGCAUUCAAAUACAGGUAGCUCUUCUACAAUCAGAUGUCAAAGAACAAACGUACUUAGGUCAUGAAAUCUAAUCAGCGAAGCCACUAGCAGGACUGGUGACAAGCAUCGGCAACCAUAAGUUUAUUCUUCCUUUACAAAGAGUCAGAGAAAAAGAUACUGCAUGGACAUGUUUCUCUCUGAUUUUGAAAAACAUUUGCCCAACUCUAAGGGCCAAAGCAUUUCUUAGCCUUAUUAAAGUGUUUUACAAUCUUUUGA
Molecule: messenger RNA, 2301 nt
Organism: Candoia aspera
Lineage: Eukaryota; Metazoa; Chordata; Lepidosauria; Squamata; Candoiidae
Gene: GUSB
Product: glucuronidase beta
Exons: 12
Coding region: 32-1966 (644 amino acids)
Biological process (GO): carbohydrate metabolic process; glucuronoside catabolic process
Molecular function (GO): carbohydrate binding; beta-glucuronidase activity
Source: RefSeq, a predicted model, not a curated record